GUAAAGUAUGGCGUCUGCUGAUCUCAGUGAGGAGCUAAACUGCUCUAUAUGCCUGAGUAUUUACACUGCUCCAGUAAUACUGCGCUGCGGACAUAACUUCUGCAGAGCCUGCAUUGCUAAGGUGCUGGAUUCCCAGGAGCAAUCUGGUGUUUAUACCUGUCCUGAAUGCAGAGAACAAUUUAAAAAGAGACCUGGGCUACAGAGGAACUGGAAGCUACACAGCAUUGUGGAGCAUGUUCAGCAAUUUAAAGAGAGACCUGUGCCGCAGAGGAACAUGCAGUUAGAUAGCACUGCAAAGCAUUUACAGACUUCACAUCUGAAACCAGACCAGCAUGGGAUUCUUUGCACUUACUGCAUCCACUCACCAGUGCUAGCCGCUAAAUCAUGUCUGAUGUGCGAGGCUUCGUUGUGUGAUGACCAUUUGAGGGUGCACAGCAAGUCCGAUGAGCAUGUCCUAACUGCACCCACAACUUCAUUUAAUAACAGGAAAUGUCCUGUACACAAUAAGUUCCUAGAAUAUUACUGCUCUGAGGAUAAUACCUGUAUCUGCGUUUCCUGCUCUCUGGCUGGGGAGCACAGAGGGCACCAGGUGGAAAUGCUUACCGAGGCUUCUGAGAAGAAGAAAAAUAAACUGAGAAAUGUUUUGGAGACACUGACAUUGAAGAGAGAGCAAAGUGAGAUCAAAGUCCAGAAUCUACAGAAGGACAGAAAAUCCUUGGAUGAGAAAUCAGCUGAUAUAACAGAACGUGUCACCUCCAUGUUUAAGGACAUGAGGGAACAGCUCGAAGUUCUUGAGAAGCAAGUUUUGAGUGAGAUCUCCAGGCAGAAGGAGCAAGCUUUAUGCCCAAUAGCUGAUCUGAUCCAGAACCUGAAGAAAGAGAAGGAUGAGCUGACCAGGAAGAUAAACCACAUUGAAGAGGUUUGUAGUGUAACUGAUCCAUUAACUGUCCUACAAGAACAGGAAUAUGAUAACUUUUCUGAUGCUGAGACGAAAAACUAUGAGGACACACAAACAGAUAUUAAAACAGCCCCUGCUGGAGGUGACUUAGAUGAGGAUCUGAUAUCUGUGACCUUACAUAGGCGCUUAGCAGAUAUUGUCACUGGUGUAAAAGUGAAGAAAGGUUUUCAUUUGCAGGAGGCUCCCGACCUAUUCCUCAAUGUUAACACAGCUGCAAAUUAUAUAGAGUUAUCUUCUGACUUGAAAACUGCAUCUUACCCAAUAGUGGAGAUCCAGCGACCAGUGAGCUCGGAGAGAUUUGAGUUUUGGCAAGUGUUAAGCACAAGGAGCUUUGCCUCCGGACAGCAUUACUGGGAAGUAGAAACAUGUGAAGCUAAAGAUUGCAUAAUAGGGAUGUCCUAUUCCAGUAUAGAAAGAAAAGGCAAACAGUCUAUUAUUGGCAAAAAUAGCAAGUCUUGGUGUGUUCAAUGGUGUGAUCCCAAGACGUAUCAUUACCGUAUAGCUACUAAGUAUAACAAAAGGUUUUCAGCUGCACAUGAUUCAGUAGAAAUACCUUUAAAGCCCAUCUUUUCCUGUCAGAGAUUUGCAAUAUUCCUUGACUAUGAAGCUGGGCGUCUGUCCUUCUACGAGCUUGGGGAUCCCAUCAGAUGCUUACACACCUUCACUGCAUCCUUUACAGAGCCUCUCCAUGCGGCAUUCUGGGUAAAUCCAAAGUGGUCACUGUGACCAGACCAAUCUCGCCACUGUGCAUUGGAGGGCCUGUUAUGGAACAUUCUUUGGGCUGGAGGUACAUGGGCUUAAGGAUACCCAGAGACUGCAUGGAAAUAUGGAAUUUUAUAUGCUGGACACCCCAUGUACUAUCAUAACUGUCUUAUGUCUAUGUCACCCUGUAUCCAUAAAUAAAGGAUGGGUACAGGGUGUGAGUGCACCUUGUGGGAGCAAUUGUGACUCUAUAAGCCAAGUGGGCAUAAAAUACUUUAUAGCUAAUAAGAACUGUUCCUAUAUUCUGUAAUAAGAUGUAUUUUAUUUACGUUUCAGAUCUGAUUGUGUCUCAGGAAUCUGUCUGGGUAAACUGAGUGUGUCCCUGUGUGAUUAUGUUAACUAGACUGCCCAACAUCAGAUUAUCUGAGUAAACGUUUUUCCCCAGUUAAUUAACUUAAUAUGUUAAUCUGUUUUACCUGUGAAUAGACAAUUGUUAGAGGUUUGAUGCAUUGUUCAUAUGUUUGCUUUACUGUUAAACCAAUGCCCUCUGUAACCUGAAGCCAGGGUGUAUAAAUAUGUGUGCUGCUUUUAAAUAAACUAUUCAUUUUGCUGAUAUCUGUUGGACCCUCA
Messenger RNA from Bombina bombina (fire-bellied toad), 2290 nucleotides. RefSeq names its product E3 ubiquitin/ISG15 ligase TRIM25-like. The transcript is spliced from 2 exons. The record is from RefSeq and is a predicted model, not a curated record. NCBI's taxonomy places the organism in Eukaryota, Metazoa, Chordata, Amphibia, Anura, Bombinatoridae. Gene Ontology annotation, molecular function: zinc ion binding; protein binding. The coding region runs from base 8 to 1684 and encodes 558 amino acids.